UCGGUUCGCUGAUUUCGUGAUUGUGUAUAAACAUUUUCCUUAUAUUCAUGAGAAUUCUUAAAAAUAUUUAAUCUCUUCCUAUAAAAUUCAUUGUUUGUAUAACAAUACAUACGGUUUAAAUGCGCAGAAACGCGUAAUUCUUUACAAUAUGUCGACUAAAGACAAGUGGGUUCGCCGGUUCACCGUUGAUGAAACUGCAAAACACAAAAAUGGAUUUACGAUAUACAAAAUUACUUCUGUGUUAUUUCCAUUGGAGUCUCCGGAGGCAGUAACUGUGGUGUCAGUAUGGAAACGCUACAGCGACGUCCAGGCAUUACACCGCAGUAUAAAAGCAUUACAUUCCGGACUACAUCUACGAGGAACUUUCCCUGUACUGCCAAAGAAUAACUAUUUUAAGAGAUUUCAAUCUGAGGUAAUAGAAGAAAGAGCAAAAUCAAUAAAAACCCUGCUUGAAUUUGUCGCUGAACAUAAAUUGUUGUUCACUAGUACUGUUUUUGUCAAUUUCCUUCAAUCGGGAUACCCAGAGCCAGUUCCUCAAGGUGGUGUGAUCAAUGCCAUCAGGAGCUCUUUGCACCUCCCCAUAGAGGACACUCCUCCCUUAGAGUAUCAGACCUCUGACGAUGACUCCCGCAGCCCUAAUAGUGCGAAAACACCCCAAGAGAACAUGGAGUCAAAAAAUGUAGAUAUAUCCCAAAUACCAAUAUACGAAGCAGCAGAUGUAGAACUUCGUCAGUCACCAAAAAACACACGAACAGACAGUUUUGAAUCUAUCAACUCAAUAGAAAGUAUUAAUAGCGAUUUCUAUGACGAAUUAAAUAAAAUAACAAUAGAUAAAACUAAACCGAGUGUAAAAACAAAGAAUGUUUUACCAGAUUUAAUUAAUUUCGACGCCCCUUCGACGUCAAAUGCGUUGAAAUUCGAUGACUAUCAUACUAUGGGGACUGAAACAGAUGCAAUAACGAGCGAUUCUCCGAUACGUGUGAAAGAGAUGGAGAAUAGCUACAUAUUCGAGAGUCCGUUGUACGAUACGAAUACUGAUGACUGCGUGACGUCACGUGCUAUGGACGACGAAGUCGAUGGUGUUCCGUCUCUGUCUAAUGAGAUGCGUGUGAAAGAGACGGAGAUAUACGAAGGUGUUUCCCUGUCUAGUGAAGUGCGUUCUAAUGACUCGGAAAUAUACGAAGGUGUUUCAUCUCUGUCUAGUGAAGUGCGUGUGAAAGAGACGGAGAUAUGCGAAGAUGUGUCAUCUCUGUGUAGUGAGAUGCGUGUGAAGGAGACAGAAGAUAGUUAUGUGUUCGAGGCGGGGUAUUUGCUGUCUCUGGGAGCUAGGUCUGAGGAUAGUGGUCACUACCGCCGAGCUUUCCAAUGCUACCGCGCGGGAAUUGAGAAGAUGCUUAUUGGAGUUAGAUCUGAUUCUGAUGCACAAAGGCGUGCUAUCAUCAAAGAGAAGAUCAACAAAUACCUGAGUUAUGCGGAAACUAUUUACAACAACCAUCUUGUAAAUACAGAAGAUAAUGUGAGUGAGGAGGGUGAGGUGUGUGAGGUGGGGGAGGUGGGGGAGGUUAUAAGAAAAAUUCCACACAAUUUAACGGAAUUCGACGAAUAUUUCUUGCAACGCACAAACGAGACGAGACAACCAAUUCUGCCUACCCUUAUACCGUAUAUGGUGCCGUUACACGCGUACAUACAGACAAACAACCUAAUAUUCCUUAUAUUAUCAUAUGCACCGGGAAAAAAACUAUUCGAUUACAUAAAAGAAUACAAAUCAAUACCGAAUACACCGAACAGACAAGUUAAUUUGGAAAAUGUAUUCACAGAACCUACAAAAAAACAAGAAGUGAAUGAUAAUGAAGUAAAUACGAUACAAGAUGUUAAUAAAAAUGAUUCAAAUGAUUUGUCAGUUAGUGAAUUGGUAAGAAAUUCACAAAAGUUAUUGCAAAAUGUUGAUAAAGUGUUGACCGAAGUCAGAGAAAAUAUUGAAGAUGUCGGAGAAAUACAAGGAAAUGAAACUAAAGGAAACGAAGCAAUUGAAAAGCCUUUGAUAAAUAGGUGUGUGCCCGCCGGCGCCGUCUGCCGCUGGGCGGCGCAGCUGCUGCUGGCUAUCGAGGCGCUGCACAACUGCGGCGUCGUCUGCGGAGACCUCCACCCUCGUAACAUCCUGUUAGGCGAGAAGGGUCAAAUAAUUCUGACGUACUUCAUCCACUACCCCGGCGUGGAGAUGUCGGUGUGCAAGGCGCGUGUGUUCGUGGACACCGACAGGGGAGGGGACAGCGAGGGGACAGACAGAGCGGGCAGGGAGGGGGUGUGUGACUAUUGGAGCUACGGCGCUAUAUUGUAUGAACUUAUCUGUGGAUUGCCCACAUAA
Molecule: messenger RNA, 2365 nt
Organism: Papilio polytes (common Mormon)
Lineage: Eukaryota; Metazoa; Arthropoda; Insecta; Lepidoptera; Papilionidae
Exons: 11
Coding region: 149-2365 (738 amino acids)
Biological process (GO): protein phosphorylation
Molecular function (GO): ATP binding; protein kinase activity; phosphatidylinositol binding
Source: RefSeq, a predicted model, not a curated record